Molecule: messenger RNA, 2997 nt
Organism: Boleophthalmus pectinirostris (great blue-spotted mudskipper)
Lineage: Eukaryota; Metazoa; Chordata; Actinopteri; Gobiiformes; Gobiidae
Gene: bbs7
Product: Bardet-Biedl syndrome 7
Biological process (GO): intracellular protein localization; intracellular transport; non-motile cilium assembly
Cellular component (GO): axoneme; BBSome; membrane
Source: RefSeq, a predicted model, not a curated record
ACCACGUUGCUAUUGACAACGUCUCUUCGGUUUCUCACGAGUUGACUUCAGUGCGUCUUUGAAAAAUGAUCUUUGACGAGAGUUGUCCAUUUCUAUAUGAGAAUUUUAUUGCUAUGUAGCGCAUGAUAACACAUAAAUGCACAAGUCUGUGCGCGCAAUCAAGUUUAUCGAGAAAUCGUUUUAACCAGUUAGCCAGCUAGCUAAGGUUAGCUCGUGUAGCUAAGCUUCUUGCUGCAGAUAAUCCCACUCUCUCUUUGACAUCACCAUUUUGUGAUUCACAUACAAUUUAACACAGGACAAAUCGACGUAACGCUUUGAACACUGCAGUUUUCUUCAAGCGAGCACAAUGGAGCUCCAUCUUAACCGCGUUGAUUACACACAGGUUGGGGUGACAUCCCAGAAAACCAUGAGGCUGCUCCCACCUCUGGGCAAAAAAGCCACUCAGAAGGUUGCUAUUGCUGACCAUGAUGGGGUACUCACAUGUUUUGGGAUGAAGAAGGGAGAGGCAGUGCCUGUCUUCAAAACCCUCCCAGGACCAAAGAUCUCUAGAAUGGAUCUUGGAGGAGCAGCUGGGACGCCACAAGAGAAAAUCUUUGUGUGUUCUGGGUCUCAAGUCCGAGGGUUCACCAAGAAAGGCAAACAGUUUUUGACCUUCGAAGCCAACCUCACAGAAAACAUAAACGCCAUGCACAUUUCUGGAGCUGAUCUCUUUUUGUGUGCAAGUUACAUCUACAACCAUUACCUCGACUGCAAGGAUCAAGACUACUUCCUAUCAGGAGACAUAAAUGAUGUUAUAUACUUGUCAUCUGAAAACCUGACCCGCCCUUUCCCCAUUCUGGCAUGCCAAGAUAGAGUUCUUAGAGUCUUACAGGGCUCUGAGCUUGCAUAUGGCAUUGAAGUUCCUGGCCCUCCUUCUGUUUUGGAGUUGUACAACAAAGAUGGAGGUGAUGAAAUACUUUAUGGAACCACUGAUGGUAAAAUUGGAUUAGUCCAGAUUGGUGAGCAGUCUGCCUCAAUCAAAUGGGAGAUAGACUACGACAAAAAGAAAGGAGGAAUUCUCUGUCUGGACACCUACGACAUCGUUGGGGAUGGAGUGAGCGACGUGUUGGUGGGCAGAGAUGAUGGAACAGUGGAGGUGUAUGGUUUUGAUAGUGCUGGUGACCCCUCAUUACGCUUUGAGCAUGUGCUAUCUGAGAGUGUGACUUCAAUUCAAGGUGGCUGUGUUGGAAAAGAGUCCUACAAUGAAGUUUUAACUGCUACUUAUACAGGAUGGGUGACAGGUUUGACCACUGAGCCCCAAAGAGCUGAAGUUGGUCCUGGUGAUGAAGUGAAGAUGAGCAAAGAGAUGCAGUCUAAAGUGGAAGCACUGAGAGCUGAGUUAGAGCAGUUACAGGUGAAAGUGCUGCAGGGCCGUGAGCAGUACCAUCAGACGUCUCAGUCCAGCACAGCCGUGUCUGCUGUGCCCGUCUUCAGCAUCAACGACAAGUUCACCCUGUGCCAGGACGACGCCAGCUACAGCCUCACUCUAGAGGUGCAAACAGCCAUCGACAACCUACUGCUCCAGAGUGAUGUGCCUAUUGACCUGCUGGAUGUGGAUAAGAAUUCUGCUGUGGUCAGUUUCAGUGAAUGUGACUUGGAUCACGAUGGGAACUUUCUCCUGGCUACUUACAGAUGUCAAGCCAAUACCACUAGACUUGAACUAAAGGUGAGGUCAAUUGAAGGGCAGUACGGCACUCUGCAGGCCUACAUUACCCCGAGACUGCAGCCCAAGACAUGCCAAGUCCGCCAGUAUCAAAUCAAACCGCUGUCCCUUCACCAGAGGAUCCACGCGCUCGACCAGGACAGGCCCAUGAACCGUCUGAGUCUGGUGGGACAGUUCAGUUUUGCAGAGAUCCACUCUUGGGUUGUGUUUUGUUUGCCAGAGGUUCCAGAGAAAACCCCAGCGGGAGACACCAUCACCUUUUACUUUCACAACACUUUUCUGGGAACUCAACUCGAGGCAACCUACUGCAAAGGAGAGGGACACUUCAAGUCAGACAACAUCUCUACUAUUUCCAUACUCAGCGAUGUACUUUCUAAAGAAGCAACUAAAAGAAAAAUUAAUCUAAAUAUAUCAUAUGAGAUAAACGAUGAAUCAGUUAGUCACACUUUACGGAUGAUCCACCCAAAGUUAGAAUACCAGUUACUGCUGGCAAGGAAAGUCCAGCUUAUUGAUGCACUUAAAGAGCUCCAGGUUCAUGAGGGAAAUGCUGACUUUCUCAUCCCAGAGUACCGCAGCAUUUUGGAUGAGUCUUCUAAUCUCUUGGAGGAGUAUAAAAAACAGCCAACACACCUUGAGAGGCUUUAUGGUAUGAUCACGGACCUUUUUAUCGACAAAUUCAAAUUCAAAGGACAGAAUGUGAAAACCAAGGUCUCCUCAUUGUUGGAGAUACUUGGUAAUUAUGAUUUGAAUUCUCUCUUGGACUUUUUUAAUGAAGUUUAAGAUAAAAGGAAAAUAGUUUUAAAGAGUAUACCUCUGUUUAAUGUAAAGUUUUGUAAUUAUUUAAUUGUUGUUAUCUAAUGUCAUCUAAUGUUUGUAUAUAAUAUUUAUUUGAUUAGCAAAGCUGACUGACCUUUCAGAGCCAAAUAAGAAUGAUUGUAGUUCCUUGUUUUGUAAGUAACUAAGGUUGUAUAUGCUUUUUGUAUAUUUAUACAAAAGUAUACUGGAAAUAAAUUAUCAUUUAACAUUUCCUAUUAAUUAUUAAUAACAGAACGAAUGUAGUAUAUAGUGCACUAAAUACAAUAUUACAGAAAUAAAAAUGCAUGAGAAAGUUUUCUAUUUCUUUUUCGUUGUUGAUAUACGAAAAACCCAUAAAACUUUUAUUUUAAUUCACUGGCAUAAACAUGAGUUUGUAUAAAGGGAGUUACACUUACAAUUGUUUAUUGCUGUAUUUGGCUUAUUAUUAUUAUGAUUAUGAAUCCGUGUUGGUUGUCAUAAAUGUGUAAGUUGAAAACAAA